This is a messenger RNA of Rotaria sp. Silwood2, 570 nucleotides long. The record is from the annotation of a GenBank genome assembly. Lineage: Eukaryota; Metazoa; Rotifera; Eurotatoria; Philodinida; Philodinidae.
AUGUUAACCAUGGAACAAGGUCUUUUUUAUCAUAUCAACUUAUCACUUGCACGUAAUUAUCAAUUUAAUAGAAUUCUUCAUUUUCUUCCAUUGAAUGAUAUUCAGUCACUUGCAAUUGAUAAUGAUGCAUCUCCACUUCAAUUAACUCGUUGGCCUUAUUUACCUAGUUUGAAAACUCUGCGUAUUAUUGGUGUAUACAAUCAUAAUGAUCUUUUGCUCUUUCUUUUGCUUCAUGCAGCCACACUCAUUCAUCUCAUUAUCAAAUCAAAUGAAAGAUUGGUCCCCUUAUUCGAAAAAUGGCAACCUGCUUUUUAUUUUAAAUCCGAUAAUAGUGUUAGUACUACUAACAAAAAACAAAUAAAUCCAUCUGCGACAACAAUUGAAGAAGAAACAAGAAAUAAUCAAGCACAAAAAGAUCAACAAUAUCAAGACGCAUUACAAGAUUUAAAAAUUUCUUGGAUUCCAAAAUUAAAUGAUGAUCAAGGAAACUUAUAUGAAGAAUUAAUAAGUGAACAACAAGACUUAAAUAAUUACAUUCCAUUACAUAUUGCUCCUCUUCAACAACUUUAA